GGGAAUUUAGUUCUUCAGACAUGAGCCAAAAAGAUUUCUUUGAGGUACCGCGUGGGUCCGCCCGCGUUUGGACGCGCGCGUUGAAGCGGGAAAAAAAAACAGCAGGGCAUUCCGGGCCCUGCGAGUUCAGUCGAAACACGCCAAUCGCGGCUUCGGGGCUUCUCGGAAGUGCACGGAACACCGCGCCUGCCACAUAUUUCGCACGCCGUCAGGGCACUCCCACAUGCUGGGUCAAGCAGUGGUUCCCCAUGGAAAGAACGCUAUCCGAGAGAGAGGUCCAGUAAAGGACGAUGAGAAUGCAGGUGGAACAAGUCACUUUUCCUUGCGCCAGUCAUGUACACAAUGGGAGAACGUCUGUUUUGACUGCGUGACAAAAAUAUAUCCUAUCCGCUGGAAGAGAGCCCAUCUAUCUUCCUGCUCAGGCGGGUUCAAGAACGCUGAAAACAGACCAAAAGCGAGCCUGAUGUCGUAAAUAUUUAUGGGGAGCAGCAUGUUGCUGGGCGCGUUUUCACAGGCCUGCCAAGGUUGCAACCGUUGCGUGACUUCGCAAGCAUUGGUCAUCCACACAUGUGAAGCCUCCGCAGCCAGGUCCUUGUUCGAAGCAUGCACUGAUCGAGCCAACGGGCAUGCAAUGCAUGCGCUGUGGGCGCUUGGACUAUGACAUGGAUGCCUCAGACAUGGACAUCGAUUGUCCCGUGUGCGGCUGCUUCCAAUUCUGGCCCUGCGGCGAGUACGCAGACCCGCGGACGAACUCCAGUGGAGUGGGCUCAAGCUCAGACCCUUCGAACCGGUCAGAAGAACGUGUCGGCCACCAGGAAUCCUUGGACUCGUUGGGGAGUCCACUGCCCUCGCUGCUUGGACGCUAUCGAAUAGCUAGAUUUGGACGUUUGCAAGUAUUCAACUCCCUGGCCUCCGCCUGGAUCCUCCCAGAGGGAUAUCCAGGAGUUUUGGUAUCCGGAUCCUCCCAGGCACGACUUCGGUUCUGGGCCAAGGAGAUCCAAGGAGCCGUGCAGGUCCGCCAGGCGGAAGGCUUGGACAAGGUGGUCCUCGGUGCCAGCCGCCUGGUGGAGCGGAGCCAAAUGGCAUUGGAGCUCUUCCGGUCCAAGACCGGUGUCAACAAGGUCCCGGAUGUGGCGAUCCGCACCCUGGAGCGGGAUAUCCGCGGACUGCAGCUUGCGCUCCCGGGCGGGCGAGACUUGGCCAACAUCCACGAUGCUACCGCGAACAUCGAGCGCGUCUUGGGUGCUGUGGAGCGCUAUGCCGCAGAGCUCCCGGAGGUGAUCGCAAAAGCUGAAGCACAAGUGCCCAAAGGUUUGAAUCCUGAUCUGGUGCAAGAAGCCAAGUAUUGUCAGGAGGAGUAUGCUGAGACUGUCCAAGAGCUCGAAGACGCCAUCAGCAAAGCCACCGGGGAGGAGUUGAAGCGUGCACUCAUCGCUGCGCGCUUGGCCGGCGCACCCAUGGAGCUCAUCGACCGGGGCUUCGCAAAGCUGGAGAAGAAGUUCCCAGAACUUCUCACUUACACCAAGACCGAGCUCGAGCUUUUAGUGGCCAAGCAGGAAGCGGACGACAUUCAAGAGCUCUCGGCUGAGGGCCGCUUCUUGAGAUUGCAGGAUGCGGCGGAUGCGGCGAAGCUCCUGGUACCUCGUUUGGAGAAGAGCAUCCUCGAAGAGGUGGAGGACAUCAGCAUGGCUUUAGCUGCUGAACGUUCCUUCGUGAUGGCUGUGAAGGAAGCAAAAGACAUCAUUGCAGGACUGCCGAUGUCUCCAGAGGAUGUGCACAUUCGAGUGCUUCGUUUGGGUCAUGCGAUCCAGGCACCGCAGGCCUUGGAGGAGGUCAUUGAGCGCAUUUCCGAGCGCAUUUGGAGUCAGGUGGGCAAGAACCAACCGAUUCCCUUCAUCGUUGGUGGCUCCUACGGUGCUGCGGUGGAAGCAUUUCGACGGACGAAUGGAGCCAAGUGCUUGGCUUACAACGACAUUGACGUGUGGUACAAGUCCUUGGAUGACGAGGAUGAUGGAAAAGAUGAAAUCUUGCAGGUCCACUACGAGAGGGAUGUGUUCCCAGAUCAUCCUGACAUGGAAGUGAAUGUGAUUCGCUUGGGGAAACUCCAGUUGCGAGCUUUGAUUGAAGACUUCGACACGAACAAUGUGCAGGUGGGCUACAAGGUGGUUCCUCGAAUCGAAGAUGGCAGGCUUGUGGCCGAGGUCGCAGAUACGUAUGUUUCUGCGGCAUUUGAGGACUUUCUGCAAACUUGGACUAUCCGGAUUGUGAACCCCAUGUCAGGCAAGACUCGUGCAACUACUUUGAUCCGGCUUCUCUAUAAGGCGCAGCAGCUAGACUUGCCCUAUGACCUGCCGCCUGAGAAGGAUCUCUUGCACAUAUUUCAUGGCCGUUGGUUCGCACCAAAGAAUCAUGACAAACUCCAGCGACUCCAAGGGCCAUAUCGAAACGAGAUCUUCUCUCGCUUUGAGGUGGUCAAAGGAGCUUGGCACAGACGGAACAAAGACCACUGUCCCUAUGAGGGAACGAUCGAGAAGACCAGGAAGACGAUGUAUCGCCUGCUUCGCAAGGAGAGUGACGAUGGCUCACGGAUCCUCCGGAAAGGCCUUCCCGAAGCCUACGAAUUGCAGGGCCUACUGGAAGAGGAAGCUGAAAGGCGCCAAACAGCCCUUGACUCAGCCCUGGCCUUGGCGGCCGAGCGCGGGACGCCUCUGAAGGAUCUCUUGAUCUCCAUCACUGCCGCACGUCAGGCUAGUGUCACGCCAGAUCUCUUGGAGGAGCCCUAUGCUCGUCUGCGGAAGAAGAAGUUGGACUUCGUCACCUCAGCGUUGAGGAAUGCUUGCUCCAAUGGAUGGUAUGCCUUGGCCUAUGCUCUCUACCACCGAGGACUGGCCCUGAAAGCUGGGGAAGAGCGGAAUGGUGGCGAGUGGCGCAGUGGAGCCAUUGAGGCGGAGAUCAAUCGACUUCGGACGGAUGUGACCAUUCUCAAAGGAGAGUUCCUCAUCGAGACCAGCGGCGGCGCCUUUGGUACCAGCACCUGGCGAAAGAACCCCUGUUACCUGAUCCGAUGCAACGCACCGGUGCGCGCGGAGUCGAAGGAGAACCGACAGACCCGGAAGACCUUUAGCUCCAAAAGCAGCAACACUGGAGUUCGAGUGUCAAUUGCUUUGGCAGAAGCAGGGGACUUUCCUGCGACCAUGGCAUUGCAUGUGGUGAAGAACAACAAGGACGUGCACGAAGCCGGGGCCGCUCACAUGCUGCUGCCGGGCUUUGAUGUGGUGGCCGCCUCGCAU
Molecule: messenger RNA, 3290 nt
Organism: Durusdinium trenchii
Lineage: Eukaryota; Dinophyceae; Suessiales; Symbiodiniaceae
Source: the annotation of a GenBank genome assembly